CGGCUGAGGACAACGGCCAGGGGUGCAAGUGGGUCCCGCCUUGAGGCGAUCCGGGAUCCCGCCCCAGCUGCUACCUGGUCCCCACCAGCUUGGCAGCUGUGUCGAGUCCAGCACGGCUAGGGGCGCGCUCAUGGAGCACACGCACGCCCACCUCGCCGCCAACAGCUCGGCUUGCGGCUUGGGCUUCGUGCCGGUGGUCUACUACAGCUUUUUGCUGUGCCUUGGAUUACCAGCGAAUAUCUUGACAGUCAUCAUCCUCUCUCAACUAGUGGCCAGAAGACAGAAGUCCUCCUACAACUAUCUGCUGGCACUUGCUGCUGCCGACAUCUUGGUACUCUUUUUCAUCGUCUUCGUGGAUUUCCUGUUAGAAGACUUCAUUCUGAGCGUGCAGAUGCCCCAGAUCCCUGACAAGAUUAUAGAAGUGCUGGAGUUCUCCUCCAUCCACACCUCCAUUUGGAUUACAGUCCCCUUAACUGUUGACAGAUAUAUCGCUGUCUGUCACCCACUCAAAUACCACACCGUUUCCUACCCAGCCAGGACCCGAAAAGUCAUUGUGAGUGUUUACAUCACCUGCUUCCUGACCAGCAUCCCCUACUACUGGUGGCCUAACAUCUGGACUGAAGACUACACCAGCACCUCCAUGCAUCAUGUUCUUGUCUGGAUCCACUGCUUCACUGUGUACCUGGUGCCCUGCUCCAUCUUCUUCAUCUUGAACUCAAUCAUUGUCUACAAGCUCAGGAGGAAGAGCAACUUCCGCCUCCGUGGCUAUUCCACAGGGAAGACCACUGCCAUCUUGUUCACCAUCACUUCCAUCUUUGCCACCCUCUGGGCCCCCCGCAUCAUCAUGAUUCUCUACCACCUCUAUGGAUCGCCCAUCCAGAACCCUUGGCUGGUUCACAUCAUGCUGGAUGUUGCCAACAUGCUGGCCCUUCUGAACACAGCCAUCAACUUCUUCCUCUACUGCUUUAUCAGCAAGCGGUUCCGCACCAUGGCAGCGGCUACACUCAAGGCCUUGUUCAAGUGCCAGAAGCAGCCUGUGCAGUUCUACACCAACCAUAACUUUUCCAUAACAAGUAGUCCCUGGAUCUCUCCAGCAAACUCACACUGCAUCAAGAUGCUGGUGUACCAGUACGACAAACAUGGAAAGCCUAUAAAAGUGUCCCCGUGACCCUAUAGGGCUGGCACUUGUGCCUUUUGUGUAAUCUGUUUCCAGAUGAGAGGUUGUCCCAUGCUCUGGCUUGAACAGCUCUCCUUAAGAGUGCUAACCUGAUUUCCUCUCUCCACAGACUGAGCAGCUCUCAGACUGGCAGGAUGAGAAGAGGAAAGAGAAGAAAGGAGAGAAUACAUCUUGUUUUUCUUUGUGCACUUAUAUUUUCACAAAUUCACAAAGGUAGUCACGGUGCCUGCUGGCUUAAAGAUGCCAUUGGCAGUUAUAAAUGUUAUAAAUGCCAUAAUACCGUGACCAAUAAAGACCACAGUAGAGUAGUUAGUGCUGGUACCAUCUACAGCUACUAGGAACCAACCACUCGAAUUGUGGUCCACCAAGCCACCACAGUGUGUAGCUGAACCAUACUCUUCUUCCAAGAGUUGAGGUUACCCAUUGAUUCCCUAUACUAUUUCCAGCAGCCAACAGGAUUGACUGAUUUGGGAUUUUUUUUCCAAGAUACCCUUUGUCCUAGAAAGGGUUGUGUUCUCCCAGUGACCCUAGCAACUCUGGCUGCAGAAUGACAGCGUGGGGAGAGAGAAGUGUAAAAUAUCAUCCAAACUGUCCCUGGAAUGUCUAUGGGGAGGUUCCAAACAAACAUGACUAUGUCUCUUAGACCUGGCGUCUAAGGUGUGGUUUUCUAUUUGCCAUAAUGUGUAGAUCUUUUUUAUGUC
Microtus oregoni (creeping vole) is the source of this 1878-nucleotide messenger RNA. It is a transcript of the gene Gpr139, whose product is annotated as G protein-coupled receptor 139. The transcript has 2 exons. NCBI's taxonomy places the organism in Eukaryota, Metazoa, Chordata, Mammalia, Rodentia, Cricetidae. The coding region runs from base 131 to 1168 and encodes 345 amino acids. Gene Ontology annotation, biological process: G protein-coupled receptor signaling pathway. The record is from RefSeq and is a predicted model, not a curated record. Gene Ontology annotation, molecular function: neuropeptide receptor activity. Gene Ontology annotation, cellular component: membrane.